CUGGACUGGUACGAGUUCCUUUGUUUUGGAAGUCCCACUGCACUGUGCAACUUGCGUCGCAACAUAAUUACUUCUGUACCAUUUCACCCCUGUCACGCGGCGGCCAUAUUGGAUAUGACGUAUUACUUUAAGCAUGAAAUCGACAUGAUGCGUGUUUAAUCUGUGACUUGGCAGCUAAUCAUGCUAAAUAAAGAUCAUUGUAGUGUGCCCUUGUGCUCAAAUAACAGAUCAAAAGGUCAGUUAGGAAUUACCUUUCAUCGCUUUCCAGUUGGCAAAUAUACAAAGAAAAGCUGGAUUGUAAGAAUUCGUCGAGAUGUUGGCAAAAACUUCCAGGAAAUCAUCUUCAACAACAAGUUCCACUCAACGAACAGAGGUGAUUUAGCCGGUAUCUCCUUCCCGUCAAUAGUUGCCACUGGGGUUCAAACCCUUCAUUCUAAAACCCCAGAUCAUAUCACUGACGUCAGUACGGUAUCACGAAUUCCUUCCAAGUCUAUUUGUGAGCAUAUGCUGGACACACUUAACAGUACAAAGUAUGCCGCUAUCACCUGUUCUGCAGGUACCUACACAAGGCCGUCAUUGGAAACAUUGCUGAAAAUCCAUUCGCUAAGGGAUAUUUCUCGUCGGGUAAAUCAAGAGGUGCAGUGGCUAACAGUGACACCUCGUCCACCGAACGAGCAGUGUGCACCUCCAGGAUUUUUGGAUGGCUUUAAGAAGCUUUUAUUCGCCUACAAUGACAGUAAAGUCGUCCUUGGCAAAGCAACACUUUCUUCAGAUCUGGCGAACCUUACCGGAAACAACUGGGUGAAUAUUGCCACAAUCCAAGCCUUUACAGCUACAACGCCGAAACUGCAGCUUUCAUCCUUAAUGAUCUAAUACCAUCGAACAAAAGGGAGUUACAACAUUGGACAUGUACCAUUCGGCGGGGUAAGCAGAUCAGAAGCAUUGUGUUCAUCAUUAAUGUUGCGGGUAACAUUAGAGAGACACGCGUAGCCACACCCGAGAACCCUGGGUGCCACUGGACUCUGCUAUAUGUAGAUACAGUUCAAAACAAGUGUGUUGAAUAUCCAAUACUAUUGCAAGUUGGAGUAGGCUCAGAAGGUUCCUGUUUCCGCGGUUCGACUUAAGAAUUGGCUCAGACUCGAUGGAUUGCAAACAACUUUAAUCACGAGAAAACAUCAACAUUGCCGCCAUCUUGUGAAGGCGUGCUCGUGAAACUUACAGUUCCAGAAUGCAUUGCGAUCUUAAAGCGUGACACGAUGUCACGACAUCCGUGACACUCCCCCUUGUUGACCAGAAAUAAAAACCUAGCUAGACUAAUCUGGUCAACACAUUCUCUUACAUCAUUUU
Messenger RNA from Orbicella faveolata, 1347 nucleotides. RefSeq lists its product as uncharacterized. Lineage: Eukaryota; Metazoa; Cnidaria; Anthozoa; Scleractinia; Merulinidae. The record is from RefSeq and is a predicted model, not a curated record.